CAAAACGAUCCGGAUAUUAAUAUUCAUUAAAUCCUGUUUGAGAUAAUCGUGUAAAACGAGUGCUUAAUAGCUAUUAAAAAUAAUUGUAUGUAGCAUGGUUAUUCUGUAGAAAUUCUGUUAUAACUGUUACGUAAGGCAUACAUCCCUGUCCUCCCAUUCCCCUACACAGGGAAAGCCUACUUCAUUGCACAGGCAUUGCAUCACAUGUUUAGCAGAACUGUCUGUCCUUUUCGGACAACUAUUUAAUUGUGAUUUGAAUUGAGUUUUAGUUUUAAUGUGUUUUUUCUCAUUACAUAGUAUUUCAACAUAAAGUGAUCAACAGAUGAGUGAUAAUCAAAGUAUUCAUUCUUCACAAGUGGCCGACAUUCACGACAUACCAAUGGAUGUCCUCAUUAGACCAUUUCCAUCAGAACUGGAUCACCCGAAAGUCGAUAGUCUUAUGAAUACCAUCGAAACAUCACCACAAGAAGUGCCGCCAAUCAAUGUCCUGUGGAUUGUCGGCCGAGAAGGCGGUAAUUAUUACUACUCUUUCGGCGGUUGCCAUCGAUAUGAGGCCCACAAACGUCUUCAGAGGCCAACCAUUCGCUGCAAACUUAUUAAGUCUAAUAUCAAUGACUUGAAGUGCUAUUUGGGUUCUUCCACACCGGAUCUCAAGUGAUGUCUUGGGAUCUAUUGCUGCCAUUUGUUAUCUUAAUCACUAGUAUUGUGUAUUAUUUAAAUUUUAUAUACACUUUGAUCAUAAUUUAAAACAAUUUAUAAACUAAACC
Molecule: messenger RNA, 767 nt
Organism: Oppiella nova
Lineage: Eukaryota; Metazoa; Arthropoda; Arachnida; Sarcoptiformes; Oppiidae
Source: the annotation of a GenBank genome assembly